Anthonomus grandis grandis is the source of this 8920-nucleotide messenger RNA. Its product is annotated as neurofibromin. Lineage: Eukaryota; Metazoa; Arthropoda; Insecta; Coleoptera; Curculionidae. Gene Ontology annotation, biological process: regulation of GTPase activity. The record is from RefSeq and is a predicted model, not a curated record.
CACCAUUCAAUAUUCAAUUAGCAUUAAAAUGUCUGAUUGGAAUAAUGAAACCAUCCUAAAAAUGUGAAUAAAUGGUGUCUUAGGCUAGAAUGGCUACGCAAAAGCCGAGUUUAUGGGCUGAACAUUUAAUAAACCGUUUUGGGGACCAGUUGCCAUGCCGAAUUGGUCCUCAAACCACCCAUACUACUAUCAAUCAAGAACAGAACAAGAAUUGCAUUAUCCAAAUAUCCAAACACAAGUUUUCUUUAGUUCUAGAUGGUUUUGUUAAAGUCCUCAAAAAAGUAAAUGAAACGCACGACAAAAAUCAAAAACAUGGAUCAGAACAAGAAAAAAAUUAUUUUGAUAGUUUAUUUAUAGUCUUAGAAACCCUUGAGAAAUGUUUCAGCAUUCAACCGAAAGACUCAAUAUCUCUAAGUAUGGAAGAAACUCAGAACCUAAAAACGCUUUUAAAAGAGAUUUGCAGUUACCUUCUCAUAAAAGACGUUUUUCCAGAAAAUAACCCAAACACUCACGCUGUAAGACUUCUAGCUAGUAAGGUCCUUUUUGCGUUAUCGGUAAAUUUUUUCAACAUCGUUUUUACAAGAAUAACAUAUAAACUACAAGAAUGUGCUUCGUCGCCUGAAGAAAUAACUGAUUUAAGCGAAAUCGAACUAGUUCAGCACAUAAACGUUGAUGUUAAGAGAUUGGCAAAACUAUUUCUAGAGGGAGUGACAAAAUUUAAACAACUUAGGAAAAAUGCGCAGCAGCUAUACGUUGUCUCGCUUGAGAAAGCAAUUUGGAACUGGAUAGAAACGUACCCGUUCGAGUUUGCCGAAUAUCAGAGAAAUCCAGAUGAAGAUCUUAAUAAAAAUGCUGACCAGUUGUUUGACAUUAUGGAAUCAUCAAGCGAUAAUAAAAAGAUUAAGCCUAACAUGUGGUCCCUUCAAAUGAUGCUCUUGGUACUUAUACCACGUGUAUUUGAUGAUAGCGAGGCAACUCGAUAUGCGAAGAAAAAGAAUUACAUCGAUAAUAUUAAAAAAUCCUUUGCUUUGCAUAAUAAUAAACAGUCAAUUGAAGCUGCUGCAAUAGCCUGCGUCAAACUUUGCAAGGCGUCGACUUAUAUAAAAACGUUGGAGUCUUCAGAUAAAAUUUUUAGUCUUGUUCAAAGUGUGAUGAACGAUUUAAAGAAUUUAUUGUUUAACCCAUCAAAUCCAUAUUCAAGAAGAACCUGUGUGGGACAAGAUAUAGACAUGAUGAUUGACUGUUUCGUUUCAGUAUUUCGUAUAAACCCACAUUGUAAUGAUUGUCUAAAUGUUUGUCUAAACCUAGGAUCACCGGCAACUUACCAUUUCGUGUUGGUUAGAUCUUUGUAUAAAAUAGUAACCCAACCGCGUUUGCCUUGGUGGCCAACUAUCGAUAUACUUUAUACUAAAUCUGCCGAACUCAGGGAUAUAUUUGCUGAUAUUUUAAAUAAAGUUACUACUCAGGGAUAUAGUCAACAUACGCCUUUAAGAAUGAUGAUAACUACAUUAAAAACAAGCAGAGAUGCCCAGAUGAAAUAUCGUUCAGGAGCGGAGGAAUCUAAUCCCUAUAGAAAUCUGCUUCUCUUCAUGGUGCGUCUCAUCCAUGCAGAUCCUGUAUUAUUCUUAAACCAACACGGAAAACCUGGUCACGAAGUUCAAAGUUGCACUUUAGAUUUGAUUAAUGGGUUGGUCUCUUUAGUUCAUUUACAGUCAAUACCAGAAGUGGCUCAAGAAGCGAUGGACGCAUUGUUGGUUCUACAUCAUCCGGAUAAAAUUGAAAUGUGGAAUCCUGAAGCUCCAAUUAAUACUUUUUGGGACGUUGGCUCUCAAGUGUUAAGCCAAAUCUCAGGGAAACUUAUACAGCAUCAAUAUGUCAACUACACAGAUAUUCUCAAAUGGCUGAGAGAAAUACUAAUAUUUCGUAAUGCUUUCUUAACGAAACACAAGGAGUAUGCUACUUUAGGAAGUUCGAUUAGUCAUUCAUCUCAAGCUCACAUUAAGCUAGAGGUGGUUUAUUAUAUGUACCUUUGGAGUAUCGAUAUUGAUGCUGUUCUAGUUGCUAUGAGUUGUUUUGCCUUAUUGUGUCAAGAGGCCGAAAUUAUUUGCAUAUCAGAGGAAAUUAGUGUCACUACUUUAGUACCUAACUAUUACAUUUAUCUUGAAUUGGCCCAAGCAUCUACCGUUCUAACGACAGGUCGACUUGCGUUACAAAAACGAAUUACCGCAUUGCUUCGCAAGAUAGAACAUUGUACAAAUGGGGUAUACCCAGCUUGGGAGGAGACUUUUAGGAAUUGGAGCGCAUCCUACAAAACUAUUUCUGCUUGUUCUAAGACUCGAUCGGAUGAUGGCCAAAUGGAGCCAUUUCAUAGAUCUGUAGGGAAAAGACGGGCUUCACAUCAGAAUUCUGAACACGAGUUGGAGAAGGAGCAGAUUUCGGAAUGGGCAAAUAUGACCGGAUUUUUAUGUGCAUUAGGCGGAGUGUGUCUACAGGCCAAAACAAAAGCUGCAGAUGCUCAAUCAGCUGCUGCUACCCGUCAAAGACCCCUUAAGACUCCACAGUGCCAACAAUCUUCAGUAUGCCAUUCUGGCCAUGGUACUCCUACUGGCAAUCCUACGUCGGUUUCGGGAUAUUCCAGUUUGUCCUCUUUGGCAACACCGACUACAAGUUUAAGUGAAGUCAGCGGUACAACUAGAAAACCCGGUCCUAUGAUGGUGGGUACUCCAAAACUUCACCACCAUCAUGAUAUUGAAGGCAGUAAUGUCGUGCAGUUUGUGGAACUACUUCUUCGUUUGUUGGUAUGCAACAAUGAAAAAUUUGGACCCCAAAUACAAAAGUGCGUCAAGGAACUCAUUGGACAUGAAAUGGCACCGGCUCUCUACCCGAUUCUAUUUGAACAAAUUAAAGUGAUAGUGGACAAAUUUUUUGAUCAAGGUGGUCAGGUUAUGGUAUCAGAUUUGAAUACACAAUUUGUAGAACAUAUUAUAGUAAUUUUAAAGAAUAUCUUACAUUACUCUAAGAACGAUGAACCUUCGGAACAUCUCGGAGUGUGCAGUAUUGAAGGAAUGAUGUUACAGAUUGUUAAAUAUGUAAGACAACUGUCAUCCGAUACAUCAGUCCAUGUGUUGCACAUUAAAACAAAGCUGUGUCAGUUAGUCGAAGUAUUAAUGACUAGAAGAGAUGAUCUAUCAUUUAGACAAGAGAUGAAGUUUAGAAACAAGCUUGUGGAAUACUUAACUGAUUGGGUAAUGGGUUCUAGCCAUCAGAUAUCGCCACCAAGUGCAAAUGAUAAUAUUGUUAUGACAAGGGAAUUAGAUCAAUCUGCUAUGCAAGCUGUCGCAGCCCUCUUAAGGGGACUUCCCCUCCAACCUGAGGAGUCUGACAGAGGAGAUCUUAUGGAUGCAAAAAGCCAGUUAUUUUUAAAGUAUUUUACCCUCUUUAGGAAUUUAUUAAAUGAUUGCACUGGUCCUAUGAAUAAUUCAGAUGAAUCUGACAACGAUGAAUGUAGACACCGCCUAAAUUCCGAUAAUUUAUCUAACUUGCGAAGUGCUACGAUUCAAGCAAUGUCGAAUCUUUUAUCAGCAAAUAUUGACAGCGGCCUAAUGCAUUCUAUUGACCUUGGCUACAAUAAGGAUCUUCAAACCAGAGCAGCAUUUAUAGAAGUCCUGACAAAGAUUCUUCAGCAAGGAACGGAAUUUGAUACACUUGCAGAGACUGUAUUAGCUGAUAGAUUUGAACAGCUAGUGCAACUGGUUACAAUGAUAAGCGAUAAAGGAGAACUACCCAUCGCUGUUGCUUUAGCCAAUGUUGUUACCACUUCUCAAAUGGAUGAGCUAGCUAGAGUUUUUGUUACAUUAUUUGAUGCUAAACAUCUGCUAUCUCCGCUAUUGUGGAAUAUGUUUUAUAGGGAAGUUGAAAUUUCCGACUGCAUGCAGACACUAUUUCGAGGAAAUUCCUUAGGAAGCAAAAUUAUGGCAUUCUGCUUUAAAAUUUAUGGCGCUAGUUAUUUACAAACAUUGCUAGAACCUUUGAUUCAGCCCCUGCUUGACGAGCCUUACCAGAGAUUUGAGGUGGAUCCAGCUCGUUUGGAUUCGAAUGAAGAUAUAGAAGAAAACCGACAUAAUCUAAUUGCUUUAACGCAAAAGGUUUUUGACGCUAUAAUAUGCUCUGCAGAUAGGUUUCCACCUCAGCUACGCUCAAUGUGCCACUGCCUUUAUCAAGUUUUAAGUAAGCGAUUUCCUCAGUUUCCACAGAACAAUAUAGGAGCGGUCGGAACUGUGAUAUUCUUAAGAUUUAUCAAUCCUGCUAUAGUUUCUCCUCAUGAAAUGGGUAUUGUCAGUGAUCAGAUCCCAACAAAUACAAGGCGAGGAUUAAUGUUGAUGUCUAAAAUUUUGCAAAAUAUUGCCAAUCACGUCGAGUUUAGUAAGGAACAACAUAUGGUGCCAUUUAACGAUUUCUUAAAAAGCCAUUUUGAGACUGGCCGAAGAUUUUUUAUUACUAUUGCCUCGGAUUGUGAAACCGUAGACCAGGCGUCACAUUCAAUGUCAUUUAUAUCUGACUCUAACGUUUUGGCUCUUCAUAGACUCUUGUGGAAUCAUCAGGAAAAGAUUGGGGAUUAUCUGUCAAGCAGUAGAGAUCAUAGAUCUGUUGGAAGACGACCUUUUGACAAGAUGGCUACCUUAUUGGCUUACCUCGGACCACCUGAACAUAAAACUUUUGAUUCGCACUUGCUUUUUACUACCAAUCCUAGGUGGCGUAGUCUAGAUAUGUCAUCCACGAAUUUUGAAGAUUUGAUGACCAGGCAUAACAUUGACGAGAAAGAAGAAUUUAAAUCAAUAAAGUCAUUAAAUAUAUUUUACCAAGCCGGAACCAGCAAAGCCGGUUUUCCAGUUUUUUAUUACAUUGCUAGGAGAUUUAAGAUGGGAGAAACUAACGGCGACUUGCUUAUCUAUCAUGUUAUUUUAACUUUAAAACCUUUUUGUCAUUCCCCGUUUGAGCUGGUGAUCGAUUUUACGCGAACCGGCUCUGAGAAUAGGUUUAGGAUUGAGUGCUUACAAGGGUGGUUUUGCGUUAUACCAGAUGUAGCAAUAGAAAAUAUUCAUGCCGCCUAUAUUUAUAAUUGUAACAGUUGGGUCCGUGAAUAUACUAAAUAUCACGAUCGAAUACUAUACCCCUUAAAGGGUAACCGUAAAAUAGUAUUUCUGGAUCAUCCCUCAAAAAUUAAUGACUACAUUGAAACAGACCAGCAGAAGUUACCAGGAGCUACUCUCAGUCUGGAUGAGGAUCUUAAAGUAUUUCAUAAUGCUCUUAAGUUAUCACACAAAGAUACAAAAGUGGCAAUAAAAGUUGGACCGACUGCGAUUCAAAUAACUUCAGCAGAAAGAACAAAAGUUCUCGCACAUUCGGUCUUUCUAAAUGAUGUUUACUAUGCAUCUGAGAUAGAGGAAGUCUGUUUGGUUGAUGAUAACCAAUUUACUCUGACGAUAGCCAAUGAGAGUGGCCCUUUAAGUUUUAUUCACAAUGAUUGUGAUGCUAUUGUACAAGCCAUUAUUCACAUUCGAAAUAGAUGGGAACUUAGUCAGCCUGACACGCUGACAGUUCACCAAAAAAUUAGACCCAAAGAUGUUCCAGGAACUCUAUUGAAUAUGGCACUUUUAAACUUAGGAGUCCACGACCCUAUGUUACGUACGGCUGCCUACAAUCUACUUUGUGCUUUAACUGCAACUUUUGAUCUUAAAAUUGAAGGACAACUAUUGGAAACUCAGGGACUAUGUAUUCCGUCGAACAACACUUUAUUCAUUAAAUCAAUUUCCGAAAAAUUAGCUACCAAUGAGCCCCAUUUAACAUUAGAAUUUCUUGAAGAAUGUAUCCAAGGGUUCAGGGCAUCAAGCAUCGAAUUAAAACACUUGUGCUUAGAGUAUAUGACUCCGUGGUUGCCAAAUUUAGUAAAAUUUAGUAAGCCUAUGGACGAUUAUAAAAGAUACAAAAAGGUUGGCGAGAUCUUGAAAAAACUUAUAGUGCUUACAAUAGAGGAAACCGAAAUGUACCCUUCUGUACAAGCCAAAAUUUGGGGUACUUUAGGUCAGGUUCCAGACUUAAUAGAUAUAAUAUUAGAUACUUUCUUAAAUUGCUCUGCUAGUGACGGCCAUAGUCCACUGAUGGUUGAAGUACUUGCAGAUACAACAGUAGCGCUGGCAUCGGCUAACAUACAGCUUGUUGCCAAAAAGACCAUUGCCAGAUUUUUUAAGGUUAUUCGAAAUCUGACUACUUUGCAAAUCGAGAUUCCAGAGGGGAUACCACCUAUUACAGCCCUUGAAAGCAAUCCAAUGUGGGAGGAUUUGACCGUUUUAGCAAGAUAUCUUUUAAUGCUCUCAUUCAAUAAUUGCCUUGACGUUGUGCGACACCUGCCAUAUCUUUUUCAUGCCGCCACCAUUUUAGUAUGUUCCGGAUCAAUAAAUAUGAGAGCUGCUACUCAUGGCUUAAUUAUGAAUAUAAUACAUUCAUUAUGUACUUGCACUAAACCACGAUUUUCUGACGAAGUUCAAAAAUUUCUCCGUGUUUCGUUAGAUGAGUUUUCUCUUCCAAAAUAUUAUGUAUUAUUUGGAAUAAGCAAAGUUAAAAAUGCUGCAGUAACAGCUUUUAAGCUAGGAAUUAAACAUCUAGAUACGCGAAUAGUAUCUUGUGGUGGCGGAACCCAGUGUCACCACCAAACAUGCGGUCAGCCUUGUCAAACAGUUAAUACAACACCUACCGCUCCAGCUGGUCAUGGUGAUAAAGAUAAGCUUUCAUCAAACGCGGUUAUGCAAGAACGAGAGCGGGUAUCUCUUGGUUCGCUAGAAGUUAUCACAGACGCACUUCUAGAAAUUCUUGAAGCUUGCAUGAGGCAAGUAGAAGAUUGCGAUUGGUUAAGUCAAUGGACUAUUUUAGCGAAAAGUUUGGCCUAUUGUUAUAACCCUGCUCUACAACCCAGAGCUUUAAUAGUUUUUGGAUGCAUUUCUAAAAAUGCUAAUGAUUGUGAAAUAGUUCAGAUUAUGCGAACCAUGAUUAAGGCACUAGAAUCUUGGAAUGACAUAAUUCUUUUAGAGGCUGCUAUUAUGUGCUUGACUAGGUUGCAACCAGUAUUAUGUUCCGAUUCUCCAAUUCACAAAUCCAUAUUUUGGGUGGCUGUUUCAGUCCUGCAGCUAAACGAAACAAAUUUGUAUGCUGUAGGAUUAGCUCUUUUGGAACAAAAUCUGCAUACACUCGAUUCUCAAGGAACAUUUGAAGAUACCCCUCUUGAACAAGUCAUGAUGCAAACUAGGGAUCCGCUAGAAUCAUUCUUUAAGCAGAUGGAUCAUAAUGUUGGAUUAAGCUUUCGAACAAAUUUUCAUUUCGCUCUUGUUGGUCAUUUGCUUAAGGGAUAUAGACAUCCCACCGCUACUACCGUAUCCAGAACAAUAAGAGUUCUAACAAUGCUUCUAUCAAUAAUCGCCAAACCCAAUAAAAAAGAUAAGUUCGAAGUAACACCAGACAGCGUUGCAUACCUAACAGCUCUUAUCGGCUAUUCUGAGGAAGUACGAAGCAGGUGUCACGUAAAACAUUCAAUACCAAGAUACAUGACUGACUCAUUAUCACAGGAAAAUUUCCUAGGAGAUUCUAAUGCACAAGUAUCAGCAAGUCAGCAACCAAUGACUACGGUAGUAUCAAGUACCGUGUUUAAUGCUACAUCUACACGCCGACAAAAAUCAUGUGACCUACUAGAUCAAUCAAUUCUUACGCAGGCGCGUCUAAACAAACCCCCAAAUAGUAAUCAACAUCAGGUUGAACGAGUCAAUUCAGCAAGUAAUAAGGGUUGGCGGAGUCUAGAUUUAGCCCAGAGUCCGGGUUUACAGACCAACACUGUUCUCACCCGGACUUUAUUUCGAACGCAGAGAUCUAGCUCGGUCCCUGUUCAACAGAAUUCGAUAAAUACAGAUAGUCCACCAGCUGUACCACAAAACAAACAUCGCAGUGCUAGAGUUUCAGUUAGCAAUGAAAAUAAUGUACUAUUAGAUCCAGAAGUUCUAACAGACUUCAGCACCCAGGCUUUGGUAUUGACUACGCUCGCCACAUUGGCAAAGUAUAGCACUGGUGAAGUAGAAACACGAACACUCUACAAAUCUGCAGAGGGAGCUACUGUAUUUCCAAGAGUUUUUCCAGUUAUCUAUAAUCUGCUCGAUCAAAAUUUGAAAAAUAUAGUCAGUGGUAACCAUGACUUGGAAACCUUAAGCGCUGUCAGAACAAUUAUACAAACCAUGAUUACUUGCGAGGGAACUAGCCAGGAAAGCAUACAUUACUUACAAAAUUGUGGCUUUGCUGGCUUAUGGAGAUUUGCUGGAUCUUUUCUAAAAGUCAAACAGGGUGAAACGCAAAAUAUGGACGGACAGAGUGAUGUAUUUAGAGAGUGUUUGAUGCAGAUGGUUGAAAUAUAUAUGCCGACAGAGGAUGGUGCUGGAGAUAUCGGUGAACCAGUGAUAGCUUUUCCAUCUAUUUUAAGUGUCAACGACUCAAACACGAAUUUAUCAAGUUCAAGUCUGAUGCUUUCUCCGACGGAUAGGGAAAAAGGUUGUUUCGGGAGGAAUGAAGAAAGUAGGAAUGGGGGAAGUAGAUCAUCUCUGGAUCGGUGUUUUUCUAGUAAAUUGAAACGAACAGUUAAAAACGCUUUUCAUAAUUUGUUAGAAGGAAAUGCUGCCAUCCUGCUGUAUAUUUUACAUUUGCUUAUGUUUUACAUUUUAUUAUUAAGUAAAGACUGCUAAUUUUCUUUUAUGUUAGGUAUGGUUUUUGUCUUUAUAGAAUGGCGGUUUUUCUUCUUCUAACACUUUAACAAAUAUUAUAUUCUAAACUAAUGGAUAUGUGAAACUACGAUGUACAAAUUAAAUUUACUUUUUGUUUUUUAGCUUUA